This is a messenger RNA of Cicer arietinum (chickpea), 3940 nucleotides long. Lineage: Eukaryota; Viridiplantae; Streptophyta; Magnoliopsida; Fabales; Fabaceae. The record is from RefSeq and is a predicted model, not a curated record.
CGCUGCAUCACGUGACGGUCAAGUAAUCAUCAUCGCAUAAAUAAAUAAAUUAAAAACAUUCAUCCAUUAACAUAUACUCGACUCAACGUAACCUCUUACUUUUCCUCUCUAAUAAUAUUUAUUCAAUUUUUAUUUACUAUACAUUGCAACUUAUAUCAUAAUUUUAUUUUUAAUUAUUUCUCUUCAAAACAGAUCCCUCUUUCUUCUUUCUUAUACUCUCUGUUUCAUUCGAUCCCCUCCGUCGUCCAAAUUCGCCGACAUUCUCGUAACUUACUAAUCUCUUUCUCUCAAAACCUUUUUCGCGUUUUCUCAUCACACGAUUUCAAUUUUCAACUUCUCUGUUACUCUGUUUCUCGGGAAUUCAAUUUCCUCUCAAAUUAGGGUUUAUGUUCUGUAGUUAUUUCACGGAAACAUUUUCAUCAAUGCGAAUUUGAUUAUUGAUUAUUCAUUCCUUCUUUCGAGAAUGAUUAUUAAAAAGAAUCUCAAAUCCGAAAUGCCGACUCGGAAACGGCGUAGACUCGGUAACUCGGAGGAAAACGACUCAAAGUUGACUCGGAACAAGAAGAAGACGAAAUUAAACGGAAAUUAUCCGUUGAGUCUUCUCGCCGGUGCAAUUCCCGCUAGUCUUAGCGGCUUACUCGGUGCCACCGUUGCAACCACCGUGGCAUCAUCGGAAAACGGAUUUUCUGUAUCAGACGGAAAAUCCGAUAUCAAGAAUGCGACUGUGGCAACGACCGGGACGCGUCCUCCGCUGAUAAGAACCUCGCGCGGCCGCCUUCAAGUGCUGCCGUCGCGGUUUAAUGAUUCAGUUAUUGCAAAUUGGAGGAAAGAUNNNNGGGAAAGGCGCCCUGCCCCUGCCGCUGCCGCCGCCUCCACUAGCUUUAGUGAAUUUGAAUUUGAAGAAUUCAGUUUCAAGAAUUGCAGCGGAAAAGGAAAGAGCGGGAUGGGGACAGGUCGCCGUAACCGGCCCCGCGGUUAUUCGGUUUUGUGUGAGGAGGUUUUGCAUAAGAAUUUUGGUAAGGAAUUGAGUUUGCGUGAGUUGUUUGAGGAAUCAAAGUUAAGUAAUGGAGUUUUGAAGAAAGAGGAGGUUGAAGAGGAGAAGAAAGAGGGGUAUUUUGGACCACAAGAUUUUUAUGCAGGUGAUAUAAUUUGGGCUAAGGCUAAGAAAAAGGAACCUUUUUGGCCUGCAAUUGUCAUUGAUCCUAUGAGUCAAGCACCUGAGCUGGUUUUGAGAUCAUGUAUAGCUGAUGCUGCUUGUGUCAUGUUUCUUGGCUACUCUAGGAAUCAAAACCAAAGGGAUUAUGCAUGGGUGAAGUAUGGAAUGAUUUUUCCAUUUGUAGACUAUGUUGACAGGUUCCAAGAGCAGUCUGAAUUGAGUUACUGUAAUUCCUCUCAAUUUCAAACGGCAGUUGAGGAGGCGUUUUUGGCUGAUCAGGGGUUUGUAGAGAAAUUGAUGGCAGAUAUAAAUACCGCGGCUGGUAAUAAUGAUUGCAGUAAUAAGUCUAGUCUUAAUGGCUUUCAGAAUGUCGCUGCUUCAUACCAGAAUGUGGGACGUCCUGUUCAGAAGAAGGAAUUAUUUGACAGGAAGAAAAACGCACAAUUUUGUGAAGAAUGUGGGUUGGACCUUCCUUUCAAUGUGUCAAAGAAAACAAAGGAUUUGACUCCUAGUGGUCAAUCACUAUGUAGAACAUGUGCUAAGUUAACAAAAUCAAAACAUUAUUGUGGCAUAUGUAAGAAAGUUUGGAACCAUUCGGAUAGUGGAAGCUGGGUCCGUUGUGAUGGAUGUAAAGUGUGGGUGCAUGCCGAAUGCGACAAAAUCUCCAGCAUCCUUUUCAAGAAUCUUGGAAGCACUGAUUAUUUCUGCCCUGCUUGCAAAGUGAAGUUUAACUUUGAAUUAUCCGAUUCGGAAAAACCACAUCCAAAAGUCAAAUGGAACAAAAACAAUGGGCAGAUAGUACUUCCAAACAAGGUCACUGUUCUCUGCAAUGAUGUGGAAGGCAUAUAUUUUCCAAGCCUUCACUUAGUUAUGUGCAAGUGUGGUUUUUGUGAGCCUGAAAAGCAAGCACUUAGUGAAUGGGAACGCCACACAGGUUCCAAAUUUAGAAACUGGAGAACAAGUAUUCAGGUUAAAGGAUGCAUGCUGUCCCUGGAACAAUGGAUGCUGCAGUUGGCCGAAUGUCAUGCUAAGUCUAUAAUUUCUGUCAAACCUAAAAGACCUUCCUCAAAAGAAAGAAAACAUAAAUUGCUUACCUUUCUUCAAGACAAGUAUGAACCUGUUUGUGCUAAGUGGACUACAGAACGAUGUGCUGUAUGUAGAUGGGUUGAAGAUUGGGACUACAACAAAAUUAUCAUCUGUGUCAGAUGUCAAAUAGCCGUUCAUCAAGAAUGCUACGGAGCAAGAAAUGUCCGAGACUUUACAUCAUGGGUUUGUAAAGCUUGUGAAACUCCAGACAUCACGCGAGAGUGUUGUCUUUGUCCUAUAAAAGGUGGUGCUCUAAAGCCUACUGAUGUUGAUCCAUUAUGGGUUCAUGUCACUUGUGCCUGGUUUCGACCCGAAGUAUCUUUUGCUAGUGAUGAGAAAAUGGAGCCUGCUUUGGGUAUCUUGAGUAUUCCAUCAAAUUCUUUCGUGAAGAUUUGUGUUAUUUGUAAGCAAAUCCAUGGUUCGUGCACACAAUGUUGCAAGUGUUCAACUUAUUUCCAUGCCAUGUGUGCAUCAAGGGCCGGUUAUCGCAUGGAGUUGCAUUGUUCGGAGAAAAAUGGUAAACCGACGACAAGAAUGGUUUCUUACUGUGCUUAUCACAGGGCUCCCAAUCCAGACACUGUUUUGAUUAUGCAAACCCCUCAUGGGGUCAUUUCAACUAAAAGCCUUGUCCAAACUAAGAGAAAAGUUGGGUCAAGAUUGAUUUCAUCUAAUAGAAUAAAGGUAGAAGACACUCCUCCAGCAGAUGACACUGAACAUGACCCAUUUUCUGCUGCUAGGUGCAGAAUCUUUGUUAGAACAAACCAUACAAAAAAGAGAGCGGCAGAUGAAGCUAUUCCUCACAAAGUGAAGGGUCACUCCCAUCAUCCUUUAGAUGCAAUACAGAGAUUAAAUGCAUGCAAAGUGGUAGAUGAGUCUCAGACAUUUUCAUCUUUUAGGGAACGCCUUCAUCACUUACAGAGAACCGAAAAUGAUCGGGUCUACUUCGGUAGAUCAGGCAUACAUGGAUGGGGCCUCUUUGCACGAAGAAGUAUUCAAGAAGGAGAAAUGGUCCUUGAAUAUCGUGGUGAACAAGUAAGGCGCAGCAUUGCAGAUCUAAGGGAGGCACGUUAUAAGUUAGAAAGGAAAGAUUGUUAUCUGUUCAAGAUAAGUGAAGAAGUGGUAGUUGACGCAACUGACAAAGGAAAUAUAGCACGGCUAAUUAACCAUUCUUGUAUGCCAAAUUGCUAUGCAAGGAUCAUGAGUGUGGGUGAUGACGAGAGCCGGAUAGCACUCAUUGCUAAGGCUAACGUAUCUGCUGGCGAUGAGCUAACGUAUGACUACUUAUUUGAUCCUGAUGAGCCAGAUGAAUUUAAAGUACCUUGUUUAUGUAAAGCACCAAACUGCAGGAAAUUCAUGAAUUAGGAUAUUAUUAUUAUCGGAUCAUGAUGACAACUAUUGUUUCUCCACAAGGAGCGCUAACCCGUCACAUCAUCAAUGGGAACCUCACAGUUAUACAGAAGCUGUAAUUUUAAUCAAAGCAUAAAGAAAAAGUAUAGGAAAAUAAUAGCUGUGGCAUAGUUUUUCUUUUUUCCCCCAAGCUUUUUUAGAGUUCGGCUCUUUGACAGUCAUCAAAGCCUAUUCAUUACAAUGUAUAGAUUUAGCAGCAUCUGGCUCUUGGCAUCUUUGUAAAUGUGUGACAAAUAUUACUUUAUUUUCUCGAUUUAAUGCUAAUUUAUUAUUUGCUGCUAUUGCAUGCCU